AAGCAAUGCGUCGAAGAGCAUCCGAAAUGCAACGAGCCAUCUGCAGUGUUCAAUCCGACUCGCUUGCUCGACAUCGGAGGACUGAACGAUGUCAUCUGUUUGUACGAGACCAAAGAAACGGAUCCUCAACUCCAGUAUGCGGCUCUCAGUCAUUGUUGGGGAGGCAGUCAACCCAUGAAACUCCUCACCGAGAACCAGCAAGACUUCAAAAUCAGCAUACCAGUCGAAAAGCUCCCUCCGACCUUCCGCGACGCCAUCGCAGUCAGCAGAGAACUCUCCAUCCGCUACCUCUGGAUCGACUCCCUCAGCAUCAUCCAAAACGACCCUCUCGACUGGGACCGCGAAGCCGCACAAAUGGGCCAAGUCUACUCAUCCGCCUUCCUCGUAAUCAGCGCCGCCUCCUCC
Molecule: messenger RNA, 405 nt
Organism: Zymoseptoria tritici IPO323
Lineage: Eukaryota; Fungi; Ascomycota; Dothideomycetes; Mycosphaerellales; Mycosphaerellaceae
Exons: 1
Source: RefSeq, a predicted model, not a curated record